AUGGUCUCGACGCCUCGUCGGUCGCCGCAGGGAUGGAUCACUUCUCCGGAGAAAAUGUGUGCGGGAAUAAUCUCGAUUUUUAUUGGAAUGGGUCGGAUAGCUACGACAUGUACAUCGCUGGAGGAGAUGGGUCUGUGGUUGGAUGGUGCUAUCCAGGAGGUGGUGAUCAUCUCUAUUGCAAUGACGGGCUUUGGGUCAACGACUGUACCGAUGCUUGGAUUUGUUAUUCCUACAUAUGCAACUGAGCUUCGCCGAAUCAUAUGUUGUCGCCGGUAG
Molecule: messenger RNA, 276 nt
Organism: Somion occarium
Lineage: Eukaryota; Fungi; Basidiomycota; Agaricomycetes; Polyporales; Cerrenaceae
Source: the annotation of a GenBank genome assembly